AGGGCCUAGAGAGGGGCCGGGCCCAGGCGGAGCCGCUCUCCCUUCUGUGGCCUCUGCUCUGCCCCAGGAGGACAGCCUGGAGGAAGAGGGAAUGGCUCCUGCCCUGACAGCCACGCCCGGGAAGGAAUCAGUGACGUUCAAGGAUGUGGCUGUGGAAUUCACCCAGGAAGAGUGGGUACAAUUGAACCCAUCUCAGAAAAAAUUGUACAGGGAUGUGAUGCUGGAGAACUAUAGGAACUUGGUCUCUUUGGGAUUUGCAGCUUCCAAACCAAAUGAGAGUGACCAGUUGGAAAGAAAGGAAGUGUCUUCCUUGCCAGAGGCAGAUAUUUCAAGAAUCAGCUGUCCAGAGAGCCAGGAAUUUGCUGGAGAUAAACCUCUUGGAUGUAAUGGAUAUGGGAAUGCCUUCCUGGGCAAGGAGCAUCUUGCUGUGUGUCAGAUAAUUCAUACUGGAAAGAUGCUUUAUGAAUGUAAGGAGUGUGGGAAGGCUUUCCUCUGCAAUUCAAAUCUUACUCAACAUCAAAAAAUUCAUACUGGAGAGAAACCUUAUAAUUGUAGUGAAUGUGGAAAGGCCUUUAGGAUUAAGAAACAACUUACAAUGCAUCAGAAAGUUCACACUGAAGAGAAACCUUAUGAAUGUAGUGAAUGUGGGAAGGCCUUCAAGAGGAAGUCAGAGCUUACUGUGCAUCAGAGAAUUCAUACUGGAGAGAAACCUUAUAAAUGUAGUGAAUGUGGAAAGGCCUUUAGGAUUAAGAUAUAUCUUAGAAUGCAUCAGAAAGUUCACACUGAAGAGAAACCUUAUGAAUGUAGUGAAUGUGGGAAGUCCUUCAGGAGGAAAUCACAUCGUAGUGAGCAUCAGAGAAUUCAUACUGGAGAGAAACCUCAUGAAUGUCGUGAAUGUGGAAAGGCCUUCAGGAUUAAGUCAGGGCUUACUGUGCAUCAGAGAAUUCAUACUGGAGAGAAGCCUUAUGAGUGCAGUGAAUGUGGGAAGUCCUUCAGGAUUAAGUCAGAGCUUACUGUGCAUCAGAGAAUUCAUACUGGAGAGGUGCUUUAUGAAUGUAAGGAGUGUGGGAAGGCUUUCCCCUAUAACUCAUAUCUUACUCAACAUCAAAAAAUUCAUACUGGAAAGAGACUGUAUGAAUGUAGGGAAUGUGGGAAAACCUUCAGGAGUAAAACAGAAUUUAAAGUACAUGAGAGAAUUCAUAGUGGAGAGAAACCUUAUGAAUGUAGUGAAUGUAGAAAGGCCUUCAGGAUUAAGAAACAACUUAGAGUGCAUCAGAGAAUUCAUACUGGAGAGAAACCUUAUGAAUGUAGUGCAUGUGGGAAGGCCUACAAGAGUAAGUCAGAGCUUACUGUGCAUCAGAGAAUUCAUACUGGUGAGAAACCUUAUGAAUGUAGUGCAUGUGGGAAGGCCUACAAGAGUAAGUCAGACCUUACUGUGCAUCAGAGAAUUCAUACUGGAGAGAAGCCUUAUGAGUGUAGUGAAUGUGGGAAGUCCUUCAAGAGUAAGGCAGAGCUUACUGUGCAUCAGAGAAGUCAUACUGGAGAGAAGCCUUAUGAGUGCAGUGAAUGUGGGAAGUCCGUCAAGAGUAAGUCAGAGCUUACUGUGCAUCAGAGAAUUCAUACUGGAGAGAUGCUUUAUGAAUGUAAGGAGUGUGGGAAGGCUUUCCCCUAUAACUCAUAUCUUACUGAACAUCAAAAAAUUCAUACUGGAGAGAAACCUUAUGAAUGUAGUGAAUGUGGGAAAACCUUCAGGAGGAAAACAGAAGUUACAGUACAUGAGAGAAUUCAUAGUGGAGAGAAACCUUAUGAAUGUAGUGAAUGUAGGAAGGCCUUCAGGAUUAAGAAACAACUUAUAGUGCACCAGAGAAUUCAUACUGGAGAGAAACCUUAUGAAUGUACUGAAUGUAGGAAGGCCUUCAGGAGUAAAUCAGAGCUUACUGUGCAUCAGCAUAUUCAUACUGGAGAGAAACCUUAUAAAUGUAGUGAAUGUGGAAAGGCCUUUAGGAUUAAGAAACAACUUACAAUGCAUCAGAAAGUUCACAUUGAAGAGAAACCUUAUGAAUGUAGUGAAUGUGGGAAGUCCUUCAGGAGGAAAUCACAUUGUAGUGACCAUCAGAGAAUUCAUACUGGAGAGAAACCUUUUGAAUGUCGUGAAUGUGGAAAGGCCUUCAGGAUUAAGUCAGGGCUUACUUUGCAUCAGAGAAUUCAUACUGGAGAAAAGCCUUAUGAGUGCAGUGAAUGUGGGAAGUCCUUCAAGAGUAAGUCAGAACUUACUGUGCAUCAGAGAAUUCAUACUGGAGAGGUGCUUUAUGAAUGUAAGGACUGUGGGAAGUCUUUCCCCUAUAACUCAUAUCUUACUCAACAUCAAAAAGUUCAUACUGAAAAGAGACUGUAUGAAUGUAGGGAAUGUGGGAAGACAUUCAGGAGUAAAACAGAACUUACAGUGCAUGAAAGAAUUCAUAGUGGAGAGAAACCUUAUGAAUGUAGUGAAUGUAGGAAGGCCUUCAGGAGUAAGAAACAACUUAUACUGCAUCAGAGAAUUCAUACUGGAGAGAAACCUUAUGAAUGUAGUGAAUGUGGGAAGGCCUUCAGGAUUAAGAAACACCUUAGAAUGCACCAGAGAGUUCACACUGGAGAGACACUUUAUGAAUGUAGUGAGUGUGGAAAGGAGUUCAAGAUUAAAGCACAUCAUACUGAGCAUCAGAGAAUUCAUAAUGGAGAGAAACCUUAUGAAUGUAGUGAAUGUGGGAGAGCCUUCAGGAUUAAAUCAGAGCUUACUGUGCAUCAGAGAAGUCAUACUGGAGAGAAACCUUAAGAAUAUAGUGAAGGUGGGAAGGCCUUCAGGAGUAAGUCAGAGCUUCCUGUUCAUCAAAGAAUUCAUACUGGAGAGAAACUUUAUGAAUGUGGUGAAUGUAAAAGGCUUUUAGGAGUAAGGAACAACUUAAAGUGAAUCAGAGAGUUCAUACUGGAAAAGAGAAACCUUAUGAAUGUAGUGAAUGUGGGAAGUCCUUCAGAAGAAAGAGUAAAUGUUAACGUGUAUGAGCAAAUUCAUAUUGGUAACUUUCUUUUUGAAUAUAAGGAGCGUGGGGAGGCUUUCCCAUACAACUCAGAACUUAUUCGACAUCAAAUAAUUCAUAUUGGAGAGAAACAUUAUCAAUGCAUUGUGUGUGGGAAGGCCUUCUUGAGGAAGGCACAUCUUACUAGGCAUCACAGAACUCAUACUAGAGCAAAAAAAGAUAUGAUUGGGCUUACAGAAGCGCAGCAGAAGGAGGUGAAAAACAAGUAUAUCAUCCUUAUAGCUCAGAACAUGUCCAGUAAUCACGGGUCACAGUCUGUAUCGUGAGUGAGGAGUCAUACCUCCUUCCCUCCCUCAAUCCAUCAUCUAUGCCUUGCUAGAUAGGAGUGGGAGAAGAAAUUGUACAGCAUAUGAGCAAGAGGAGUUAGGAACAUGUAAGAGUCCUUGUUCCCAUAGGCAGAUGCACAAAGAAUGUGGCAGAAAUGAUUUAGCAUGAAGAUGAUGGGAGACAGUGCUGAGCUGACAUGGGAAGGGAACAGAAGAUAGUGGAAGGAAUGUUUGUGCAAUACAGGUCCUUUGAGAGACCCACAUUGAUGCACCACUCCCAAUGUUCAUAUGGACUAUUUGUAUCUGACUUGUUGUAGUCUUCUGAGCACAUAUUGGUCUGAUCAGCCACUGAUGGGCACACUGUACUUUGACCCUGACAUAGUGAUGUCAUUUUGGUCCUCUUUGAGCACAAAGGACAACCACCACCACACUGAUGCCAUCCCAAGGAAUCAGUGACAUUCAAGGAUGUGGCUGUGGAAUUCACCCAGGAAGAGUGGGUACAAUUGAACCCAUCUCAGAAAAAGCUGUACAGGGAUGUGAUACUGGAGAACUAUAGGAACUUGGUCUUUUUGGGAUUUGCAGUUUCCACACCAGAUGUGAUCUACAAGUUGGAAAGAAAGGAAGCGUCUUGGAUGCCAGAGCCACAUAUUCCAAGAAGCGGCUGUCCAGAAACCAAGAAAAUGUGUUGCAAUACCACCUACCUGCAUGAGAGGGAGAUGUGUCACUGAAGCUGAGUGUUCCUCCCUGAUCUGACAGGGGACACCUAAGGAGAAACUGCUCAUGUCCUAAGCCCUGAAGUAUAUUGGCUCUCAAGCUGGAAGCCCCUGAACUUUCUCUCACAGGCCAUCUGCUUUGCAUGUCCCCUCCCUCCAAUCCCUGAAGAGCCCUUAUUCAGUGGAACCUAUGACUCCCCACCCCUGAGAUCAGCACUGGACAGAGCAUAGCAUGCAGAUGGUGUCACUGGCUCAAUUCCUGGGCCUCCUGCUACUCUGCCUCCCAGGUGGGAAGUGGCACAUGCAGAGGGGCCAUGGGAAAAUAAGCAUACUUCCAUUAUUAUUUUAAACAAUGAUAAUAAAUAUCAUCAGCUUUCAUAUAUCA
This is a messenger RNA of Phascolarctos cinereus (koala), 4441 nucleotides long. RefSeq lists its product as uncharacterized. Gene Ontology annotation, biological process: regulation of DNA-templated transcription. The record is from RefSeq and is a predicted model, not a curated record. Lineage: Eukaryota; Metazoa; Chordata; Mammalia; Diprotodontia; Phascolarctidae. Gene Ontology annotation, molecular function: RNA polymerase II cis-regulatory region sequence-specific DNA binding; DNA-binding transcription factor activity, RNA polymerase II-specific.